UCAGCGAGUACUGGGUUGUGUCUGCUGCUCACUGCUACAUGUCACGUGUGGAGGUCCGUUUGGGCGAGCACAACAUCGUAGUAAAUGAGGGAUCUGAGCAGUUCAUCUCCUCUGAGAAGGUCAUCCGUCACCCCAACUUUGACUCCUGGAUCCUUGACAGUGACAUCAUGCUGAUCAAGCUUAGCAAGCCCGCUACCCUCAAUCAGUACGUGCAGACUGUGGCCCUGCCCAAUGGCUGUGCCGCCGAUGGCACUAUGUGCAGUGUUACUGGCUGGGGAAACACCAUGAGUUCCACUGCUGAUUCCAACAAGCUUCAGUGUCUGGAGAUCCCCAUCCUGUCCGACAGCGACUGCAACAACUCCUACCCUGGUAUGAUCACCGAUACCAUGUUCUGCGCUGGAUACCUGGAGGGAGGAAAGGACUCUUGCCAGGGUGACUCUGGUGGCCCUGUGGUGUGCAAUGGUGAGCUGCAGGGUAUUGUGUCCUGGGGUUAUGGCUGUGCUGAGAAGGAUCAUCCUGGUGUCUAUGGCAAGGUCUGCAUGUUCAGCCAAUGGAUCGCCGACACCAUGAGUAACAACUAAAGCUGAUACAAAAUCACAU
Sinocyclocheilus rhinocerous is the source of this 600-nucleotide messenger RNA. RefSeq names its product trypsin-1-like. Lineage: Eukaryota; Metazoa; Chordata; Actinopteri; Cypriniformes; Cyprinidae. The transcript is spliced from 5 exons. Gene Ontology annotation, molecular function: serine-type endopeptidase activity. Gene Ontology annotation, biological process: proteolysis. The record is from RefSeq and is a predicted model, not a curated record. The coding region runs from base 39 to 581 and encodes 180 amino acids.